AGCAGCAACGGUUGCCCCUCCCUCUCCUCCCCCGACCCCGGCCACGUGCGGGCUGCACACCCUCGCCGCCCUGCACUACCACCACCACCAUCAACAACAACAACACCAUGGGGAAGAAAAGGAAGCCAACCCUAGAGGACCUGCUGGGCAGCGACUCCCUCAUCCCCAACACAGCCUUCCAAGCCCUCAAGUGUAUGCAAACCUUCCUGCAGAAGUCGGGGCAACUCGACAGGAUCUAAUCCCCACUCUGGUGACAGGACGGCAAACUUAAAACACCUGAUAACAUCUACCACUGAUGGGGCUCUGGAGGCUGUAGUCCCACAGCCUAACUAGCCCCAUAAAAUGCUCAACAACAACAAGAAGAAGUGUGAAACGAGUGGGGGCGGUAGGAGGUCUGACACCCCUGGCAGGAAAGAUGGAGGAGAGAUGGGGUGGAACAAGGAGUCUUCCCUCCUUGACCCCAGCAGCCGAGGGUUUGUGUAUGAUGAAGUGGAUGACUACGAGGAUGAGCGUGACCGUCUGUCUCUGUCCAGGGCACAGGUGCUCAUGGCCAGGCCAAAAUCCAAGGAACAAGUGUUGGGAAUUGAUGUGAGCUCCUCAGAAGAUGAUGCUGAGGAGGAGGAGGAGGAGGAAGAGGAAGAGGAGAGUGACCAGGAUGCCAUGUACAUGGCGGAUGACAUAGUGGAAGAGGAGGAGGAGCGACUACCAGAUGAACGUGCUUGGGGCAGCAGCAAGUGGCGCUACCUCGGCACCGACACCACUGACGAGAGGAUAAACAAGAUGGCUCAUGGGCAGGAUGAGGAGUUGGCCCGUCUGGAGGAGGAAGCAGCCAGGAAACUUCAGGAACGAAUGGCUGCGGAACUGGAGGACUUGGUAGUUGAAGACCUCCUGCCCCAGGAGACGAAUAAGGAGAAAGAUAAGGCAAUCAGAGACUCCUCGGUGACACUGGACUUGUCCAAGCUAUCACGCACCAAAAAGUUGCAGCUCCUAAAGAGGGAGUCCCCAGAGUUCAUGCCUCUGCUGGAUGACUUCAAAGAGAAACUGAAGGAGCUGCAGGUAUUUCUGGGUCCGUUGAUGGAGGGGGUGAAGGACGGCCUCGUCACCAGCCCUGCGCUCUGCCAUUACCUCACCACCAAGUACCGCCUGCUCCUCAAUUACGUGUGUGUGCUGAGCGUAUACAUGAUGACCAAGAGCAGCGUGGGGACUGUGGGCCAACACCCGGUGGUGGGACGCCUGGCCCAGUACCGCCAGCUGCUUCAGGAGCUUGUUCCAUGCGAUGAGAAACUGAGGCCACAGCUGGAGGACCUGCUGCCGAAGAUCAAGGCUGCCAAGACUGUUGCUGCCAAAGGAAAGGCCAGCAAGAAGCCUCGACAACUGCAGCUCCUCAUGGGCAGGAAAAACAGGACUCAGGUCAAAAAGAGGAAGCUGUCAGACCUGGAGGAGAAUGAGCAGGACACCAGCAAACAGAAGGGGAAGAAGGGGCCGCAACCCCUCAAGGCAGCAGAGGCCAGCAGUGAUGAGGAGCAGCAGAGUCGGGCCAUGCACGGAGAGGAAGGCAGAGCAGAGAGAGGGGAGGAGGCUAUGGAUCCUGAGGGCCGUCGUGCCAUCACCUACCAGAUUGCCAAGAACAAGGGGCUGACUCCUUCCCGCAAGAAGGAACAGAGGAACCCAAGGGUGAAGUACAGAAAGAAGUACCAGACCAAGCUGAAGAAGAGGAAGGGACAGGUUCGCUUGGUUCGCAAGGAAGUCAAGCGUUACGAGGGGGAGGUGUCUGGCAUCAAGGCCCACACCAUCAAGAGCAUCAAGAUUGGCUAACUGGAGCGGCAGCAUCGGGGUUGAUUGCCUCCUGACCCUCAUCCUCCGGUGGCCCCCAUGCUCAUCUUCAUAGAGUUGCAGCCAUGAUCCAAAGUUUCAACUCCUUCCCUUGGAUAUGAGUUACCUGAAACAAUGAUGAAGAAAAUAAAAAAAAUGGUUGAAUAAUCUUGUUUUAAUCUCAGCUUCAGGGCUUCUUAUCACACAUGAUUCAUGGAACGUUUUGUUGUCAUUUCUAUUCCAUACCUGAGGAGUUGUUGGCUUCCUCAUGUGCUAUGGGUAUGUUAUAAGGGUGUGGGUGGUGGAGUAUUCAUAGUGCCUCAUUGCCACACUGCCAUCUAAUAAACUCUUACAGCUGGCCACUUGGCUUUACCUCAGUCCUGGAGUUGACCAACUACCAACUAAGGGGGUGUUGAACUUUGGAUCAUGGCUCUACAUCUCUGUCGUCUCAUUUUACCAGAGUUAAAUUAUGCAAGUUUGGAGAAAUUAGAUGUAAAAACUCCAAUAUAUUUCUUACUUCA
Molecule: messenger RNA, 2333 nt
Organism: Eriocheir sinensis (Chinese mitten crab)
Lineage: Eukaryota; Metazoa; Arthropoda; Malacostraca; Decapoda; Varunidae
Gene: Sas10
Product: something about silencing protein 10-like
Exons: 12
Coding region: 343-1815 (490 amino acids)
Biological process (GO): maturation of SSU-rRNA from tricistronic rRNA transcript (SSU-rRNA, 5.8S rRNA, LSU-rRNA)
Cellular component (GO): nucleolus; small-subunit processome
Source: RefSeq, a predicted model, not a curated record